UCGAAUAAUUGUGAUUUGUUAAGGUCAAUAGAGUGAAGCUCGAUCUUGUGUGUGGAAUUCGGUCUCUGCUGGUUCUCCUAACCGUCUUCUGCACUCAGCCGGAGCUUCAACUCUGAUUCAUCUCAGUCUUCCUCUGAAUCGCCUGCUUGUUCCAUGGCAAGUGAAGCUCCUCCGUCAUCGGCGGCCGUCGACGGCGGCGCUGCUCUUAAACCUCCUCCUUCUGCAACUUCUUCCGCUGACAUUGCAGCUUCCGCUUCUUCGGCUAUCGAUUUUCUCACCCUCUGUCAGCGCCUCAAGACAACGAAAAGAACUGGAUGGAUUCAGAGAAGAGUCAAGGAUCCGGAAUCCAUAGCAGAUCAUAUGUAUCGAAUGGGAAUAAUGGCGCUCAUUAGUUCGGAUAUUCCAGGCAUCGAUAGGGACAAGUGUAUAAAAAUGGCAAUUGUACAUGACAUUGCAGAAGCAAUUGUUGGUGAUAUCACCCCAUUUGAUGGGAUUUCCAAGUUGGAAAAGAAUAGAAGAGAACGAGAAGCAUUGGACCACAUGUGCAAAUUGCUUGGUGGUGGUCCAAGAGCCAAGGAAAUAGGUGAAUUGUGGAUGGAUUAUGAGAAUAAUAGUUCGCCAGAAGCUGAAAUUGUGAAGGAUCUUGAUAAGGUGGAGAUGAUUCUUCAAGCUUUAGAAUAUGAAAAUGAGCAAGGGAAGGAUUUGGAUGAGUUUUUUCAGUCAACUGCCGGAAAGUUUCAGACAGAGUUGGGACGAGCUUGGGCGUCUGAAAUAGUAUCAAGGAGAAGAAGGGAUGCUAAUGAUGGCACAACAGCCAAAUUCCCAGAGAAUUAACAUAUCAGUUUACAGCCAAAAUUCGAGGUUACAGUUUGUUGAAUUGCCAAAACUCUCAUCAAUGAUCCAUUGUUAGCUACUUUGUUAAAUUGCAAGAGACCAUAUUUGCAUCCUGCUCAAAGGCCUAAUAUAGGAACCAAAUAUUGAAAUUAUACUGGAAGAUGAAAGAUUAAAAACUACAUCAACUCUCAAGUAAUUCAAGGUACUUGGACUUUUCCCUCUCCUAACCACACUCAAGACAGAACACCUAGUUUGAGUAACAUUAUCUGAAGUCGAGAAAUAUUUGCUCAAGCCCGAGCACGUUGAUACAUAUUGCUUGAAUGGUUGUGUUUGGGAAAGUAAAGCCCUCAGUUUGGGUAGAUGUCAAUCUAAAGAGUAUUUCUCAA
Messenger RNA from Momordica charantia (bitter melon), 1220 nucleotides. Its product is annotated as Metal-dependent phosphohydrolase. Gene Ontology annotation, cellular component: cytoplasm. NCBI's taxonomy places the organism in Eukaryota, Viridiplantae, Streptophyta, Magnoliopsida, Cucurbitales, Cucurbitaceae. Gene Ontology annotation, molecular function: 5'-deoxynucleotidase activity. The record is from RefSeq and is a predicted model, not a curated record.